AGAUACUAAACUAAGUUGUGAUGGCGUCCAGCAGGUGCAGUUUCAUUGUCUGAAAUUAUAUUGUUUGCGUUUUGCAUUGAAAUAAUGGAGGAAAUUCCCAUCAACAAACAACAAGAAAGGAGUGACAUAAUUUCAAAUUGUGAAGAUCCAUCAAGUGUAGAGGAAAAAAAGCAGAUGGCAGUGUCAGGAAAUUCCAUAAAUAUACCUCAAGAAGGGGACAGAGCUUUCAGGGCAAUUUCAGAGGGUAAGCUAGGAGAGCAGGAAUCACAAGGAAUCUUUGAGAACAAGGCUGCCUCUCUGAUGAGCACUGGGUUAAGUCAGCUAGGAAGUUACUCUUCAGGAAGUGACUCUGAAGAUAACUCCCAGCCACCUGGUGAGGUUUGUCAAACAACAAGUGAGAUGUCUGAUGAGAAGAAUUCACAAUCAGAGACCGUUCCCAAAAGUUCAGUUAAUAUAGGAAAAACAACAGAGCAAAAGGAACAGGAUAAGGAGAAAAACUCUAACAUUUCUGAAAAGGCUAUGGAAUGUACAGAAAAGGUCAAGGAAAGUUCAGUGCAACCUAAAACACACGAAAGAGAUGUCCAAAAAGCAGAGGAUGGCAAAGGUGAAAUAUUAUUUGGUUCUAAUCAAGACAAAACAUCAGAGGAUUUACAGAGUGUGACGUCCUCAGAGAACAGUGACCAAAAGAGUGUAAGUCAUAAUGUUGAAUCUGAAGAAAGUGAUGUGUCUGAAAAAAUAGGAUUGCCAUCAGAGAGAAGCCACAGGUCUGAAUCAACAGGAUUUGAAGUAGAGGAGGCAGUGGAUACUGGGUUAAGAAAGCCGUCUAGAGUGGAGGUGAUUGAUGAGGAAUCUAAUUCAAGCUUUAUCAAACUGGACAGUAAAAUGAAGGACUCUCCAUUAGAAAGUGACAUUCCACCCUCACCUUAUGGAGUUUCAGAAAUCUCAGAGACCCCUGGACCACCAUCACCCACCUCUAUUAUAAGUAAUGGUGACAGUGUUUCCUUGCAAGCGUUUGAUAACUUUGGACCCCCAACUCCAUCAUCUGUGGCAGAGAGCUCUUCAAUGGGACCCACUCCAUCAAAACGGUCCAGAUUGGCCGUAUACACACCAAGUCAAGAACACAUUACAGCAAAUAAGUUGUUUGAGUACCAGUGGCCCACAGACAGUUCAGGGGAACAUGGAGAGUACUACAUGCUACAGGAACAAGUGUGCGAGUAUCUGGGGGUCAAGUCAUUUAAACGCAAGUACCCAGAUUUGUUUCGGAGACAAGUGGACAUUAAGGAGAGGGUUUUUCUGAUGGAGAAGGGUGUGGUCACAGAGGGCCAGGCUGAUCUAGGGUUGACGGCACUUAAGAGUGACGAAGUGUGCGAUCUAAUGCACAGGGAUUAUCCCUCUAUGUACCAGGAAUAUGCAGAGGUCCUGCAUGAACGUCAGAAACAGAAAAUCAGUGAAAAGCACAAGGAAUAUGAAGUGCCGAAAUUGGAAAAGAGUAAGAUGAGUAUGUAUAUCAAAAAAGCAAUGAAAUCGGCAGCGGAGUGGAAUUCUAAUUUCCAGAAGGAGAGGCGAGAAGAAAGGAGAGCUUACCUUGACCUACAAACAUUUAACAUUCACUACCCUAAGGGCCGUUAUAAGGUGCUCCCCAAAGAGCUGACCAAACCCAAUACCUAUCCCAUCUCAUUAAUACCGGGACAAUUCCAGGACUACUUCAAGAGGUACUCCCCUGAUGAGAUCAAGUAUUUACCUAUGAACACCACCAUGUUUAAUCCCCCCAAACAAAUGGGGACCACCUUAGCAAACCCCCAAGAGCAGGCAGAACCAGAAACUGCAUCAGAAGAGGACGAAAAUGGGUCAGGGUCAGAUUCGGAUUCUGAUGAUAGCAGUAGUGGUUCUGAGGGGACGAGUGGAGGGGAAGAUGGAGAGAAAAAGACAGGUGAAACAAAGGAAGCAGCCCCAGUUGAUCCCAGCAUCUGUUCCAUUUGUCACCAGAGUCAAAAUGGAGAGGUCAAAAGUGAAUCUGAUCUUGUUGUCUGCUCUGAAUGCAGCAAGGGAGGACACCCCGCCUGUUUAGAUCUGACCAAUGAGAUGGUGGUGGUUAUUAGGACGUACCCCUGGCAGUGUAUGGACUGUAAGACCUGUGUGGAGUGUAUGGAUCCGUAUGAUGAGGACAAGAUGAUGUUCUGUGACCUCUGUGACCGGGGGUACCACACCUUCUGUGUGGGACUAAAGUCCAUCCCCACGGGCCACUGGAAGUGUAAGAGUUGUAAAGGACCAGAGACCCCUAAACCCUCCAGGACCAGCAAGACCCCCAAGUCCUCCUCAAAAGGCACUGGAAGAAAACGAGGAAGACCUCCUCUUAAAGGGAAAGACAAGAAAAAGUCCAAGAAGAAGUCAGAACCAAAGGAGGAAGUAGAAGUGCCUGAGGAGCACACAGAAACAAAGGAGGAGGAGGAGGGAGAGGAAGAAAAGGAGGAAAAGGAGGGGGAGGAAGAGGCUGAGGACAUGGAGACAGAGGAGUCUCAGGAGUAGAGGGGGCAGGGAGGGAGGGAGGGACAUUUAUCUGGAGUAGAAGGGACAGUCAAGGAGUAUCAGGAGUAGAGGGGACAGUCAGGGAGGAAGGACAAUUAGGAAGGGUACAGAUGUGGACAUUGUAAAUAGUAAGAUAGUAAAACCGGAGACAGUAGAACUUUUCUCAAGUGUGAUCUGGGUUUGAUGAUACAGAAUUCAUAAAAGUGGGAUGUGAUUUCGGAAUGAACGAGAACUGUUGUAAUGUCCCAGAUAUAUUACAUGUAAUUCCCUCAAAUAUUGGAAAUUGAUAUUGUGAAUUAUGUUCAAGGUGCAACACUGUAAAAGUGCUGAGUGAAAAAGUGACUGAAGUAAAUUAUGAUUGACCAGUCUGUG
Saccostrea cuccullata (small rock oyster) is the source of this 2898-nucleotide messenger RNA. Its product is annotated as PHD finger protein 10-like. Gene Ontology annotation, cellular component: npBAF complex. The record is from RefSeq and is a predicted model, not a curated record. The transcript is spliced from 15 exons. NCBI's taxonomy places the organism in Eukaryota, Metazoa, Mollusca, Bivalvia, Ostreida, Ostreidae. The coding region runs from base 85 to 2526 and encodes 813 amino acids.